UCUGUUUCGCACAUUUCUUUCGCAACUGAGUCGUAAAUACCGAAAAUUAAAAAUUACUACGAUGAAUGACGAGGAAGAACUAUACAGGAUGUGGCGCACACGAAAGACUGCACUGCAAAUGUGCCACGACCGAGCCGAAGGUCGGCAUCAAAGUCAUCAAACGCUACUGUUUGCGCAUGCAGGAGGAGAGCAUUUAUCGCGCCAUUAUUGUGGUGCAGAACAGCAUAACACCGUCGGCCAGGCAGGCGCUCGUUGAGAUGGCCCCCAAGUACGUUCUGGAACGAAGAUUAUCCGCUCCUCUAAGACGGCCGGUCGCUACAUCUCCUACCGCAUCGUCGUCUAAGUGCUCGCCACCAUUUUGUACACAAGUUAGUUGCUAAAACAAAUAAUAAUUUAUCGAAGAAGAAUCGAAAAUCAUUCCAGACACUCUUCUCUUCGAUAAAGCGAAAAAUUAUCCACAAAUACAAACUUUUGAGGUUUUGUUAUUUUAUUUUGCUGAGAAGCUGUAGC
Drosophila miranda is the source of this 510-nucleotide messenger RNA. RefSeq names its product DNA-directed RNA polymerases I, II, and III subunit RPABC1-like. NCBI's taxonomy places the organism in Eukaryota, Metazoa, Arthropoda, Insecta, Diptera, Drosophilidae. The record is from RefSeq and is a predicted model, not a curated record. The transcript has 2 exons. The coding region runs from base 66 to 380 and encodes 104 amino acids. Gene Ontology annotation, cellular component: RNA polymerase II, core complex; RNA polymerase I complex; RNA polymerase III complex. Gene Ontology annotation, molecular function: DNA binding; DNA-directed RNA polymerase activity. Gene Ontology annotation, biological process: DNA-templated transcription.